Molecule: messenger RNA, 2829 nt
Organism: Solanum lycopersicum (tomato)
Lineage: Eukaryota; Viridiplantae; Streptophyta; Magnoliopsida; Solanales; Solanaceae
Product: probable linoleate 9S-lipoxygenase 5
Biological process (GO): lipid oxidation
Molecular function (GO): oxidoreductase activity, acting on single donors with incorporation of molecular oxygen, incorporation of two atoms of oxygen; metal ion binding; protein binding
Source: RefSeq, a predicted model, not a curated record
ACUCGUCCCAUUGUAACAUCACAUAACAAAACUCAUUCAUUUGUUUGAAAAGCUUAGAGAUUGAAAGUUAUAUUAUAGUAUUUUUUUUUUUUAAGAAGAUAAUCAUCAUGUUACUGGAAAAAAUUGUGGAAGUAAUCUCUGGGAAAAGUGAAAAUGUAAAAAAGGUUAAAGGAACAGUUGUGUUGAUGAAGAAGAAUGUAUUGGACUUUAAUGAUGUCAAUGCCUCUCUUCUUGAUGGAGUACUCGAGUUCCUUGGGAAACGCGUGUCUUUGCAGUUGAUCAGCGCUGUUCAUGCUGAUCCUGGAAAUACUUUACAAGGUAAACGUAGCAAUCCAGCAUACUUGGAGAAGUGGCUCACUACAGGAACCUCAUUAGUAGCAGGUGAAUCUGCCUUUGACGUUACGUUUGAUUGGGACGAUGAUAUUGGCGUACCAGGGGCAUUUAUUAUCAAUAAUUUCCACUUCAAUGAGUUUUAUCUCAAGUCACUCACCCUUGAAGAUGUUCCUAAUCACGGCAGCGUUCAUUUUGUCUGCAAUUCUUGGGUUUAUCCUGCUAAAAGAUACAAAUCAGAACGCAUUUUCUUUGCUAAUCAGGCAUAUCUUCCGGGUGAAACACCAGAACCAUUGCGCAAUUACAGAGAAAAAGAGCUAGUGAACUUAAGAGGAGAUGGAAAUGGAAAGCUUGAGGAAUGGGACAGAGUUUAUGACUACGCGUUAUACAAUGACUUGGGUGAUCCAGAAAAAGGCAAACAGUAUGCCAGGACUAUCCUCGGAGGAUCUGCUGAGUUUCCAUACCCUCGUAGAGGAAGAACAGGCAGAAAGCCAACAAAAGCAGAUCCUAAAAGUGAAAGUAGGAUUCCACUACUUAUGAGUUUAGACAUCUAUGUACCAAGAGACGAGCGUUUUGGACACAUUAAGUUGUCGGACUUCCUGACAUAUGCUUUGAAAUCCAUUGUUCAGUUCCUUAUCCCCGAGUUUCAAGCUCUCUUUGAUAGCACACCCGAUGAGUUUGAUAGCUUUGAGGAUGUAAUGAAACUUUAUGAAGGAGGAAUCAAAUUGCCCCAAGGCCCUUUUCUUAAAGCCCUUACUGAUAGCAUUCCUCUAGAGAUUCUAAAAGAAAUUAUCCGAACCGAUGGUGAAGGAAAGUUUAAAUUCCCAACACCUCAAGUUCUUCAAGAGGAUAAAAGUUCAUGGAGGACUGAUGAGGAAUUUGCAAGAGAAAUGCUUGCCGGAGUAAAUCCUGUCAUAAUCAGCAGACUCCAAGAAUUCCCUCCAAAAAGCGAGUUAGAUCCUGAAGUAUAUGGCAACCAAAACAGUACAAUAACCAAAGAGCAUAUAGAGAAUACACUAGAUGGGCUAACGAUCGAUGAUGCAAUCAAGACUAACAGGCUUUACAUACUAAACCACCAUGACAUCCUUAUGCCAUAUGUGAGGAGAAUAAACACAACAAACACAAAACUCUACGCCUCAAGAACUUUGCUAUUCUUGCAAGAUGAUGGAACAAUGAAGCCUGUAGCAAUUGAACUAAGCUUGCCACAUCCAGAUGGCGAUCAUCUUGGUGCUGUUAGCAAAGUUUAUACCCCAGCUAAUCAAGGUGUUGAAGGUUCGAUAUGGCAAUUGGCUAAAGCUUAUGUUGCAGUGAAUGACUCCGGUGUUCAUCAGCUAAUUAGUCACUGGUUGAAUACACAUGCAGCCAUUGAGCCGUUCGUGAUUGCAACAAACAGGCAACUAAGUGUGCUUCACCCAAUUCAUAAGCUUUUACAUCCUCAUUUUCGUGACACGAUGAACAUAAAUGCUUUGGCAAGACAGAUCUUAAUCAAUGCUGGUGGAGUUCUUGAGAUGACAGUUUUUCCUGCCAAAUAUGCGAUGGAAAUGUCAGCUGUAGUUUACAAAAGUUGGGUUUUUCCUGAACAAGCACUUCCAGCAGAUCUUAUUAAGAGAGGAGUGGCCGUAGAGGACUCAAGUUCCCCACAUGGUGUUCGCUUGCUAAUUCAAGACUAUCCUUAUGCUGUUGAUGGCUUACAAAUAUGGUCAGCAAUCAAAAGUUGGGUAACAGAGUAUUGCAACUUCUAUUAUAAAUCAGAUGAAUCACUUUUGAAAGAUAAUGAACUCCAAGCGUGGUGGAAGGAACUACGAGAAGAAGGACAUGGUGACAAGAAAGAUGAACCUUGGUGGCCUAAAAUGCAAAUUCGGCAAGAGCUAAUAGAUUCUUGCACUAUUAUUAUUUGGAUAGCAUCAGCACUUCAUGCAGCAGUCAAUUUUGGGCAAUAUCCUUAUGCAGGGUACCUCCCAAAUCGCCCAACAUUAAGUCGAAGAUUCAUGCCUGAGCCAGGAACUCCUGAGUAUGAAGAACUCAAGACAAAUCCUGACAAGGCAUACUUGAAAACAAUCACUCCUCAACUACAGACAUUACUAGGAAUUUCUCUCAUAGAAAUAUUAUCAAGGCAUGCAUCAGAUGAGAUUUACCUUGGACAACGGGACUCAUCCGAAUGGACAAAGGAUCAAGAAUCCAUUGCUGCUUUUGAGAGAUUUGGGAAGAAGUUAAGUGAGAUCGAGGAUCAAAUUAUACAGAUGAAUGGUGAUGAGCAAUGGAAAAAUAGGUCAGGGCCUGUUAAAGUUCCAUAUACAUUGCUCUUCCCUACAAGUGAACAGGGACUCACAGGCAAAGGAAUACCUAAUAGUGUGUCAAUAUAGUACUUUCAUUUAAAUCUACAUCGUCAAGUUUCAUUUUUUUUCUUUUAUUCAAUUACAACCUCAAGUUUGUGUGAUGUAACUUUUUCUUAAUAUAUUUCUAUAUAUAUAUAUAUAUGUAUUAUAUGCAUUGGUAGAA